This is a messenger RNA of Manis javanica (Malayan pangolin), 850 nucleotides long. It is a transcript of the gene SYCN, whose product is annotated as syncollin. Gene Ontology annotation, cellular component: secretory granule membrane. Gene Ontology annotation, biological process: exocytosis. The record is from RefSeq and is a predicted model, not a curated record. NCBI's taxonomy places the organism in Eukaryota, Metazoa, Chordata, Mammalia, Pholidota, Manidae.
CUCUGUGUACCUGAGGUCCAGGUGGCCUGCUGGGAAGUUAACAGCUGGAGAUUAGAUUUCGUGAGAUCGCGUCAGGAAAGGAGGGAGAAGCAUCCAGGUCUGGGCCCUGGGCCAGGCCAGGAUCCAGGGUCUCAGAAUCACUGCUGUGGGCUCCGACCUACGUUAGGAGGGUCUCCCAGCUCCGGGGCAGGGGCGCCCUCCCCCGCCCGCCCCAAGUCCUUAUCUCACAGCUUCUGCCUUCCCACGGGUCAGGCACAUAAAAGCGCGCGGGGACGCGGCUCUGCAGUGUCACCAUGUCCUCGCUGCACCCACUGCUGCUGGCCCUGGCCCUGGCCCUGGUGGCCCUCCCCGGCGUCCGAGGCUCCUGCCCGGUGCCCGCCGACCUCAAGCGCGCGGACGGGACGCGCACGUGCGCCCAGCUCUACGACAAGAGCGACCCCUACUACGACAACUGCUGCGCGGGCGCCGAGCUGGCGGUGGAGCCCGGCACCGACCUGCCCUUCCUGCCCGCGGACUGGACGAACGUCAUCUCCUCGCUCGUGGUGGCCCCGCGCUGCGAGCUCACCGUGUGGUCCGUCCGCGGCAAGAAAGGCAAGACGCACAAGUUCUCGGCCGGCGCCUACCCGCGCCUGGAAGAGUACCGCAGGGGCAUCUUCGGCGACUGGUCCAACGCCAUCGCCUCCCUGUACUGCAGGUGCUACUGAUACCUUAGAGGCCCCUUGUCUCCGGCCCCUGAGUCAGAGCUCCUCCUCUGGCCUUCCCUGGGGUCCACAGACGGCCUCGAGUCCCAGGAGGAGAGAGCUUUCUGCCUGCGCCCCCUCUCCCCCAUCACCUUCCCUGCAAUACAGCC